CCCCUUCGGCCCUUCGGCCCUUCGGCUCGUCGGAGUUCGUCGUUGCUGGGCCUUCCCGGGCCUUCCGCCUGCGCCAAAGCAUAGUUCUCGUUGGUUUAAGUUCCUUUUUUUUUUUUUCCCCAGACACUUCCGGGUCCUGCGUCGCCCCGGAAGCCCGCGAGUUCCGGAAGUCUGGGUACCCAGGUUCGGCUAGGAAAAGCCAAGCUUCCUAGAGAACGUUUCAGAGAGAGUCCCGCGGAGCGGGGCGUGUCGCCGACUCCCAAGAAGGAAGGGAGCGCCUGAGUCAGUGCGGUUGAACAGCCUCUCUGGAUACAGGGAUGAGACGGAACCCGGAGUGAACCAGGGAUGAAUGGGCAGCCGGCACGCAGCGUUGAGCUGUGUGGGUGAUAGAUUACCAAAGGAUUAUGAAUUGUGCUUUGAGAUGGACUAGCCCAUAAUUCUCAUCUCCAGGGAACUUGUUAGAAAUGCAAAUAACUGAGGCACCACAAGCUAACAAGUCCUCCUAGUGAUUCUCACAAACCCUCAAAUUUGAGAACCGCUAAACUAGAACAGAGCCUACAGGGCUGCGAUGUUGAAGAGCACGGCAUAGGAAGAUGGAAAGCCCAAAGAUGCGUGGUCUCAGUGAACAUAACCAAUGAGAUACCACAGUAGCUGAAAUGGUUCCUGGCCAGUAUGAGGCAAGGAUUUCACAGAACUUGCAGCCCAAAUCCCCACUGCUCUCAGCUUAGAAGUCUUAACGGAGCUCCAGGAAGGGGAAACUGCCAUGCUAUUAUUCAGCCUUUUACUUAGCAAUUAUUGCUAAAACCUGUUAUUCCCUUGAUGAGGAGGGCCAAAAGCGAAAAGCAAAAAACAGGAAAGAAAGGAGGGAGGAGGACAUGUGAGGAGAAAGAGAAAGGAGUUCCCACUAAGAGGUGACUGCUCCGUGUGCUGUUUGGACACGAUGGAAAGAGCUCUUUGGAGAAGGCAUGGCUUCCAGAGAAGACAAAGCGCAGAGCACACACAGGGUGCUGAGAAUCAGUCAGCUGGAUGCACUGGAACUGAACAAGGCCCUGGAGCAGCUGGUUUGGUCCCAGGUCACUCAGUGCUUCCAUGGGUUCCAGCCAGGGCUGCUGGCCCGCUUUGAACCUGAGCUGAAAGCCCUCCUGUGGCUGUUCUUGUGGCGAUUCACCGUUUACUCCAAAAACGCCACGGUGGGCCAGUCGGUUUUAAAUAUUCAGUACAAAAACGACUUCUCCACGACCCUGAGAUACCAGCCCCCGAGUAAGAACCAGAAGCUCUGGUACGCUGCCUGCACCAUCGGCGGGAAGUGGUUGGAAGAACGCUGCUACGACCUUUUUCGAAACCAUCACUUAGCCUCGUUUGGGAAAGCCAAACAGUGUCUGAACUUCGUGGUGGGCCUGGUGCAAUUAGGGAGCCUGAUUAACUUCUUGAUUUUCCUCCAAAAGGGCAAGUUUGCCACUUUGACGGAACGCCUGCUAGGCAUCCGCUCUGUGUUCUGCAAGCCCCAGCACGUGCGUGAGGUUGGCUUCGAGUACAUGAACAGGGAGCUUCUGUGGCACGGCUUCGCGGAGUUUCUCAUUUUCCUCUUACCGCUCAUCAACACCCAGAAGUUGAAGGCCAAGUUAUCUUCCUGGUGCAUCCCUCUCGCCGGUGCUCCGAACGGCGACAGCUCCUUGGCCAGCAGCGGCAAGCAGUGUUCUCUGUGCGGGGAGUGGCCCACCAUGCCCCACACGAUCGGCUGUGAGCACAUCUUCUGUUACUACUGCGUGAAGAGCAGCUUCCUGUUCGACAUGUUCUUCACCUGCCCUAAGUGUGGCGCGGAGGUACACAGUGUGCAGCCACUGAAGUCAGGAAUCGAGGUGUCGGAAGUGAAUGCUCUUUAGAAACUAAAAAUGGUUUUCUCUGCAGAAAACUGUCUUGUGUUGAAAACCUUAGGAUUAGUCACCCUGAGCAUACCAUUUAGGUGUCUUUUAUGAGAACAUGUGCUUCUCAGCCACUGUGUUCUGUUCCUUGCCAGACCUGACUAAAAUCUAAUCACUGGGAUCCAUGGGUUUCUGAGUAUAUUCUGUGAAUGGUAAUGUGUUAUUUUCUUUAAUGAUUGCAUUCAGUGUUUAAUGUCAGGAGUAAUGGGCAGCUUUUGUCAGAUGCCUACGAACAAUGCUCCUUCACGUUGUACUUCCUAGAACAAGGUUAGCCUCUGAAAAUAAAAAGUUUUGCAGACUGGG
Molecule: messenger RNA, 2225 nt
Organism: Myotis lucifugus (little brown bat)
Lineage: Eukaryota; Metazoa; Chordata; Mammalia; Chiroptera; Vespertilionidae
Gene: PEX2
Product: peroxisomal biogenesis factor 2
Exons: 5
Coding region: 966-1883 (305 amino acids)
Biological process (GO): protein import into peroxisome matrix
Cellular component (GO): peroxisomal membrane
Molecular function (GO): zinc ion binding
Source: RefSeq, a predicted model, not a curated record